CAGCGCUGGGUCACAUCCGGUCCUAUAUAUUGUGCCACGAGUUAGCGGCGAAUUUGGAGAGUGUCCAUUUUGAGCAGCGAAUCGGCGUCUCUGCUUUUUCCCUCUAAAAUCUCUUGUAGAACCCACCGUCAGAAUGGCAGAUGCUGAGACACUCCUCAUGGAAACAUCAGACCAGAACGGAAACGAGGGAGAGGAGGACCAGAACGGAGCCGAGCUGGAGCAGGAGCAAGAGCUGGAGCAGGAGUUGGAGCAGGAGUGUGAGCAGGAUCAGGAGCUUGAGCAGGAGCAGGACCAGGAGCAGGAACAAGAGCUGAUGGCGGGUGACGAAAGCCAGGAAGGCACAGACAAUGGCACCGAUGGCGGCAAGAUUGAUGCCAGCAAGGGCGAGGAGGAUGCAGGAAAAAUGUUUGUGGGCGGCCUCAGCUGGGACACGAGUAAAAAGGACCUGAAGGAUUACUUCAGUAAAUUCGGCGAGGUGUUGGACUGCACCAUCAAGAUAGACUCCAACACCGGCCGAUCACGAGGCUUCGGCUUCGUUCUCUUCAAGGACUCCUCCAGCGUCGACAAGGUCCUGGCACAGAAGGAACACGGUCUCGACGGACGUACGAUCGACCCCAAGAGGGCGAUGGCCAUGAAGAAGGAGCCUGUCAAGAAGAUCUUUGUCGGGGGUUUGAACCCUGAGGCGACUGAGGAAGCCAUCAGGGAAUACUUCGGGGCUUUUGGAGAGAUCGAAACCAUCGAACUCCCCAUCGACCCUAAAUCAAAGAAAAGGAGGGGUUUCAUCUUCAUCACAUACAAAGACGAAGCCAGCGUCAAGAAGUGUCUGGAGAAGAAGUUCCACAGCAUCCAGGGCGGCAGGUGUGAGCUGAAGAUCGCCCAGCCAAAGGAGGUUUACCAGCAGCAGCAGUACGGAGGGGGACGUGGUGGUGGCGGUUACGGCGGAGGAAGAGGAGGCAGAGGAGGCCGUGGAGGUCAGAGCCAGGGCUGGAACCAGGGAUACGGAAACUACUGGAACCAGGGCUAUGGUAACCAAGGCUACGGCUACGGAGGAUACAGCGGCUACGGCAACUACGACUACGCAUCUGGUUAUUACGGAUAUGGUGCCGGAUAUGAUUACACAGACCAAGGCAAUGCCAGCUACGGUAAAACCCCUCGACGGGGGCAACAUCAGAUCAACUACAAGCCAUACUGAUGAUCACGUGGUAGUUCAAGACCUCCAGUGAUCCCGUGAGACCACCAGCUGGACGGACACACUGGGCAUGACUCGACCUCUUUUAUGACAGAAGACCAUUUGUACAGAAAACAUCUGAAAUGUAACUUUUUUCCUUUUCUUUUUUUUUUAUCCUCUUCAUUUUUAGGUUUUACUUUUUCCCCUUUGGUGUUUUUUUGUUUUUGUUUUGUUGUUUUUUUUUUUCCCCCUUCCCUUCCACAUUUCCAUCGAUGGAAGUGUAAUUUUUACUGUACUUUUUGGUACCUGUUUUGAUUCUAAUGUAUUGUAAGGCUUGUAUUUUACAUGUUUGCUGGCUUUACAGCUUGAAAAUCUUGGCGCUGUAAAGGAGCUUUUUUUGACAAAUAAAAACAGUUUUCAGUAACUUUUUUUUUUCUGUUGAGUUUCCAGGUUCUGGGGUUGAAGAGUGAAACAAAUGUUGAGGAUUAAAUUUAAUUUUCAACAUUAAUUUCUUGGCUUUUUGCAGCCACACAAUCCGGUAAUGUGUAAAAUUAUGAGAAGUUGUCUCCAUCACUAAAUUGUGUUCACCAUGCCCACACAUGAAUUAAUUGGUCCCCCCCCCCCCCCGUCUUUAUGUGGAAUCAAGUGAUAAUUUUAAGUAGUUAAUGAUCCUGAAAACUGAAACGAUGGUCUGCAAGCUUCUUCCUUUCAGGGCGUUUUGCAGGGAGUGUGGGAUGUAAGAGGGAAAACAUGAUAAAGACGACGCGUAAAAUGUGGACUCCCUGUUAAAUCUCCACCUUUUUUUUAUUUUUUAAAUUUGUUAAGUUUUCAUGCUCGUUAGUUUGUGUUCUUUCGCUGGUUUUUAGAAAUAACUGCUCUGAAGUUAAGAUGUCUGCUUAGGUUGUUUGUUUUUUUGUUUUUGUUUUUUUUUUUCUCUCUGGUCUGACUUCAGGUCCCUGGAGUCUCCUCAGAUAGUGUCUCUGGCAAUUUAUUAGUAAUAAACAUUCUGGUUUGUAA
Messenger RNA from Labrus bergylta (ballan wrasse), 2185 nucleotides. Its product is annotated as heterogeneous nuclear ribonucleoprotein A/B. Gene Ontology annotation, biological process: regulation of gene expression. Gene Ontology annotation, cellular component: nucleoplasm; chromatin. Gene Ontology annotation, molecular function: RNA binding. Lineage: Eukaryota; Metazoa; Chordata; Actinopteri; Labriformes; Labridae. The record is from RefSeq and is a predicted model, not a curated record.